AUGCCCGUAAACUGUUGUGUGCCACUGUGCACGCAACAUGGCCGACUUGACAAGUCUGGACAAAAGGUGACCUACCACCGAUUUCCUAGAGAUCCCGAGCUCCGGAAGAAGUGGAUCGUUGCCAUCAGGCGCGAUGAAGGGACAUUUUUUACCGUUUCCAAUGCCACGAAGGUGUGCUCUCAUCACUUCCUUGAAACGGACUUUCUUGCGAACGUGGCAAACGGCUACCGGCACCUACACCAUUGUGCUGUGCCGUCUAUUUUCCCGUUCUGCAAAACGAAGACAUCAAGAAAGCCACCUCGUGAAAGGGAACCACCACCAGCUACACACCGGAAGCGAAGACGGCAGGACAUUACAGACGAGGAGAACCUUGUUGAAGAAAUUGCAGCACAGCGUGUUCAGGUACCUGAGCGGCAGUGUAAUGAGGAAUGUGACGUGCCAAGUGGUGGAGAACAAGCUGAUCCGCAUUGCAACGGUGAUGAUGAAAUGCCAACCGAUGAAAACUUCACAGCAACACUGGAUAGUAGUUGUGCAUGUGGUGAGGUUAUUGCUCAACUGAGACAAGAGCUUGCUGCAAGUAGAGCAUCAGAAAUGGCAACUAAAGUGGAACUUGAACGACUUCAAGAGCAGCUGAAAAGCCAAACCAGUGAAAUACACCUGCUUCGCUCUGAGCUUGCGAUAGCACAGGCUGAAAACCAAGAGCUCGAACAGGUGACACCCUUCGGAAUUGCCAAGUUUAAGGGCGACGACGACGACAUUCAGUUCUACACAGGCCUUCCAAGUUACGGCCAUUUCUGUACUCUUCUGAGUUUCCUUGAUCCAGGAGAAAAUGGAAAGAAUAUUAUAAGAAAUGAAGGUACCAGACGUAGUGAACAGAGUGGCCGUCCACAAAAGGUCAGCGUGGAAAACCAGCUCUUUCUAGUGCUCGUGAAGCUGCGGCUUGGUCUGUUUCACAAGCACCUUGGAACCCUGUUUGGCAUUUCUAUCAGCACAGUGUCAAGAAUAUUUUCAACAUGGAUAGAUUUUAUGUACUGGCAGCUGGCGCAAUUACCACUGUGGCUAUCACGAGAGGCUGUGGACGAAGCGAUGCCACCUGACUUUAGAUGCACCUCUGACAAGGAAUGCGUGAUAAGAAGUGGACUCUUAGAACUGCCAUUCGAGACAGGGGACUCCGUAAUGGCAGAUAAAGGAUUCAAGAUCGAUGACCUGCUCCAGAGCAAAGGUGUGGGUCUCAACAUUCUACCUUUUCUCAGAAAAGACCAAUUCACCCCAGAAGUAGUGCAGGAAACACAGAAUAUUGCUGCACUUAGAAUACACGUAGAAAGAAGGAUCCAACGAAUUAAGGGAUUUCAUAUAUUUGGUCGCUCUAUUCCCAUAUCAUUAGCACCUUUGGCAAAUCAGGUGUGGACUGUCUGUGCGAUACUUACAAACUUCCAGUCGCCACUUAUGAAAGACUGUUGUGACUAG
Molecule: messenger RNA, 1467 nt
Organism: Ornithodoros turicata
Lineage: Eukaryota; Metazoa; Arthropoda; Arachnida; Ixodida; Argasidae
Exons: 3
Coding region: 1-1467 (488 amino acids)
Source: RefSeq, a predicted model, not a curated record